This is a messenger RNA of Rasamsonia emersonii CBS 393.64, 411 nucleotides long. RefSeq lists its product as uncharacterized. Lineage: Eukaryota; Fungi; Ascomycota; Eurotiomycetes; Eurotiales; Trichocomaceae. The record is from RefSeq and is a predicted model, not a curated record. Bases 1 to 411 code for a protein of 136 amino acids. The transcript has a single exon.
AUGAGCCAGCUACCUCUCUCACCUCCCUCGGAACCCGGCUCUCCUCACACAACUGAACCGGUGCCCCUCACAUCGUCAAUUCGCACAACUCCGAUCCAUCCCCUUCUUCCGGAAAUCAAAGUCCCUGGCGAACCGUUGCCCUCGCAUCGAUACAAUCCGGUCACAUGCACACCUUUCGACCCCGCUGAGAUUCGGCCCCAACUCGAACAACUUCGCAAGGAAUACUCGUCACCCGCUGCGGCACUCAAAGCGCAGGAGGAAGCCGUGAAGGAGGUGAAACAAAGAAUCGAGGACGCGGAACGCAAACGCGGCGAAGUGCAGAAGGCCUUGGACAAGAAGAUCAAGGAACGAGAUACGGAACUCAAGGUGCUGUCGAAGUACCAAGAAGUGAAGGCCUCGGUUCCUUCAUGA